Canis lupus familiaris (dog) is the source of this 5120-nucleotide messenger RNA. RefSeq names its product ubiquitin like modifier activating enzyme 2 (gene UBA2). The coding region runs from base 389 to 2023 and encodes 544 amino acids. Gene Ontology annotation, biological process: protein sumoylation. The record is from RefSeq and is a predicted model, not a curated record. Lineage: Eukaryota; Metazoa; Chordata; Mammalia; Carnivora; Canidae. Gene Ontology annotation, molecular function: SUMO activating enzyme activity. The transcript is spliced from 17 exons. Gene Ontology annotation, cellular component: SUMO activating enzyme complex; cytoplasm.
AUCUUCUCUUCGCUGCCCCCGUAAGGUUGCAAACGCCAUUUUCAUCCCCCACCCCCCCGCCGCUUUUUAAAAAAAAAAAGAAGAAGAAGAAAAGUGAGCUCUAGGAGCAUUUUUUUUUUUUUUUAGUAACUUAGUGGCAGGACUGUUUUGGGACCGGCGCUCCUCUGCUGUGGGUAUAAUCCGCGUGACUGUCCCUGUUAUCUCCGUAGAUAGCCCUAAACAUCCCCCCAAGACGUUGAUUGAUCUGGAUACUAUCGAUGUCAGCAACCUCAACAGGCAAUUUUUGUUUCAAAAGAAACAUGUUGGAAGAUCAAAGGCCCAGGUUGCCAAAGAAAGUGUACUGCAGUUUUACCCGAAAGCUAAUAUCAUAGCCUAUCAUGACAGCAUCAUGAACCCUGACUAUAAUGUGGAAUUUUUUCGACAAUUUAUAUUGGUUAUGAAUGCUUUAGAUAACAGAGCUGCUCGCAACCAUGUUAAUAGGAUGUGCCUGGCAGCUGAUGUUCCUCUUAUUGAGAGUGGAACUGCUGGUUACCUUGGGCAAGUAACUACCAUCAAAAAGGGUGUAACUGAGUGUUAUGAAUGUCAUCCCAAACCUACCCAGAGAACUUUUCCUGGCUGUACAAUUCGUAACACACCAUCAGAACCUAUUCAUUGCAUCGUUUGGGCAAAGUAUUUGUUCAACCAGUUGUUUGGGGAAGAAGAUGCUGAUCAAGAAGUAUCCCCUGACAGAGCUGACCCUGAAGCUUCCUGGGAACCAAUGGAAGCUGAAGCCAGAGCCAGAGCAUCUAAUGAAGAUGGUGACAUUAAACGUAUUUCCACUAAGGAAUGGGCUAAAUCAACUGGAUAUGAUCCAGUUAAACUUUUUACCAAGCUUUUUAAAGAUGAUAUCCGGUAUCUGUUGACAAUGGAUAAACUGUGGCGGAAAAGGAAACCUCCAGUUCCAUUGGAUUGGGCUGAAGUACAAAGUCAAGGCGAAGAAACCAAUGCAUCAGAUCAACAAAAUGAACCCCAGUUAGGUCUGAAAGACCAGCAGGUUCUAGAUGUAAAGAGCUAUGCCUGUCUUUUUUCAAAGAGCAUUGAGACUUUGAGAGUUCAUUUAGCAGAAAAAGGGGAUGGAGCUGAGCUCAUAUGGGACAAGGAUGAUCCAUCUGCAAUGGAUUUUGUCACCUCCGCUGCGAACCUCAGGAUGCAUAUUUUCAGUAUGAAUAUGAAGAGCAGAUUUGAUAUAAAAUCAAUGGCAGGGAACAUUAUUCCUGCUAUCGCUACUACUAAUGCAGUGAUUGCUGGGUUAAUAGUAUUGGAAGGAUUGAAGAUUUUAUCAGGAAAAAUAGACCAGUGUAGAACGAUUUUUUUGAAUAAACAACCAAACCCAAGAAAGAAGCUUCUUGUGCCUUGUGCACUGGAUCGUCCCAACCCUAAUUGUUACGUAUGUGCCAGCAAGCCAGAGGUGACUGUUCGACUGAAUGUCCACAAAGUGACUGUUCUCACAUUACAGGAUAAGAUAGUGAAAGAAAAAUUUGCUAUGGUAGCACCAGAUGUCCAAAUUGAAGAUGGGAAAGGAACAAUCCUAAUAUCUUCAGAAGAGGGAGAGACAGAAGCUAAUAAUCACAAAAAGCUGUCAGAAUUUGGAAUUAGAAAUGGGAGCCGGCUUCAAGCAGAUGACUUCCUUCAGGACUACACUUUAUUGAUCAACAUCCUUCAUAGUGAGGACCUAGGGAAGGAUAUUGAAUUUGAAGUUGUUGGUGAUGCCCCAGAAAAAGUGGGGCCCAAACAAGCUGAAGAUGCUGCCAAAAGCAUAACUAAUGGCAGUGACGAUGGAGCUCAGCCUUCCACGUCCACUGCACAAGAGCAAGAUGAUGUGCUCAUAGUUGAUUCAGAUGAAGAAGGUCCUUCAAAUAAUGCUGACAUCAGUGAAGAAGAGAGAAGUCGCAAGAGGAAAUUAGAUGAGAAAGAGAAUAUCAGUGCAAAGAGGUCCCGCACAGAACACACAGAAGAGCUUGAUGAUGUGAUAGCAUUAGAUUGAACAGCUGCCUCUAAACAGGACCCUCUUACUGCAGUAGGUCAUCUGGGCAGAUCCAGGUUAUUUGUUACGUCCUUUGUUCCAAAGGGAAAAAAUUGACACCAGUGACUCGAAGAUGAUUCUGCUCCUUUGGAAAGCAUUCAUUUUGCUAGAACAAUUAGAAACAUUGCGGUAUGCGGUAUUGAAAGUAGGAAUAUAGUUUUAAAGCCCUUUGAACAAAGUGUGUGCAUAACCAGUCAUGAGAUGAAACAACACAAUGCAUGUUGCCUUUUUAAUGUAAAUACCCUUAGGUAUCAUUUAACAGUUUUAAAAUAUUGUGGUUUAGUAAAGUUGAUACCUGGUUAUAAAUAUUAUGCCUUUAUUUUUGGUUAGAAGAAGAAUUAUUUUUAGCCUAGAUCUAACCAUUUUUCAUACUCUUAACUGACUGAAACAGAUUCAAAGAAGUAUCAAGUGCUAUGCAUUGAAACGUGUUUUUAAAUGUUACCUGGCACUAUGUAUAUUAAUGUAAAACAAUGUUAAUUUACUCAAGUUUUCAGCUUGUACUGCCUGGUGUGUCUGUGUAAGAAGCCAAUUUUGUGUAUUGUUACAGUUUCAGGUUAUUUAUAUUUGAUGUUUUGUAGAACUCAAAUACGACUAUACUGUACUUAUGGACCAAAUAAAUGGCAUCUGCAUACUUGUUAUACAUGCCUGCAUAGUUCACGUUUCUGCUGCCUUAGUGGGUUUAUAUAUUACUGCAGGCAUGCUAAAUUCUUUCCUUCUAAAAACUUAACUCCUAAUGGAUAUGAAGGUUAAAUGAUCUCCACUGUUUGCCAUAGAUGAGUACUUUCUAAAAUAAAACUUUAAAUGGCAGUGUUGCUUUUUAGGUUUGGAUUGUAAACAACUGGCCUUCUGUUGAGAACAUUAAGUGAUCUUUGCCCAGCCCCAGGAACUUAGAACCUUGGAUUUGAGAUUCCAGAGCAGGGGAGAGUCUUCUUCUACAGUCUUCUCUGGGUUGCCCCUCCCCACCCCACCCCCACCCUCAAUUCAUCAGAGUCCCUUCUUGAGUAUGUACCAUUUAGGGCCCAACUCCAGCCUACAUAUGUGGCCAGACCAGUGCUGGAUGGAUCAGCAUCCCUGUCUCUGCCGCUGGCCUCAGAGGACCUUGGCCCUUAGGGGGUACUCUCCUCACACAGAUGUGCCUUGAGUUUUUAGAUAACAGAAACCCCUGGAGUUGUUUUCCCCCAUUCUAUACCCCAACCUUCGGUGGUUUUGGCUGCAGUCGAUUAAAUUUCAAGUUAUUGGUUCAUCAUUUUGUUCUCCUUUGUAUAGUUCUUACUCUGCCAUCUAGGUUAUUAACUCUUACUCCUUGUUUUGUAUCAUUUGUAAAUUCAGCAUGUAAUCAAAGCCUUCAGAAAAAUCAUGUUGAACAAGACUCCGCCCUCAGGAGCCUGCCGGUUGAUGCCUGCAGGAUGGACUGACUUCCAGCCUUCAGAUACAGCACUGAGCUAGCUGAAUCCCACCUACAACUGUAUGAGUGUAUGAGGUUCUCUUUGCCUUUAGAGUCUUACAAGAUGUUCCAUUUUCCUCCAGGCGAAAAAAAAGUCUCAAAAUUAUAAAACUAUGUAACAGACAAUAAUGAAAUAUUCUGGAAAUCCACCUCUCAGAAAUGUUUCGGUUAACUGGUUGGUCACUGGUGAUCAUGUUCAAUUUUGAAAUUCCAUUCCUAAAACCUCAUACGACCCUUUUAGACUUCAUUAUCAAUGUAUUUUUCCAGCAUUUUAUAUAUUUCUUUUAUUCUUUUCCAUUUAUAUGUACAUGGCAGUAAGUGCCAGUUUGACUUGUAGAGUGAGGUUUCUGUUUUGGGAGACCAGUGGUUUUUUUUUUUCUUUUUUUCUUUUUUUUUUAACCUCUGCAACAACUCUUAUAACUACCUUUUCCAGCAGGUUCUGUCCAUUUUGUACCUGUUUCUAUAAAAUCAGGGUUUAUCAGCAAGGCUGGUCCAAUGCAAGGGACCCAGUAGACUGAGCAGAUCCAAGCUGCCUCCACACCCCUGGAGCAUGGAGACACUUUAGAUGUGGCCUGGUAUUGGUGGUUCUCCUGUGCAAGUUGUCUUCUCAGUUGGGGAGCUAGAUGCAGAACUCGUCAGGGGCCUUUCCCCAGCAGCUCUGUCCUGAAAUACAGUCUGAAAACCAUCUUCCAGCCUUAAUGGGAACGGUCUGGUGAUUCAGGUUUACCAUCUAGUCUAUUGUCCCAAAGAUCAGUCCGCAUACUGCAUACUUGGCAUGCAUGAGAGGACUUGGUGUUUUAACAUACAGCCUGACCCUUUAAAUAACCAAGCAGACAUUAGUGGAUGCCAAAACCUUUCAUAAAAAGUUGUUGAGGAACAGAAUCUUUACGGUGCUCAAGUGUUGCUGUACAGAGAACUCGCAGAAGGGGAAAAAAAAAAUCAGCUUUUGACCAUGUGCUGGUCUUGUCACCACUGUAAUCGCCUACUCAGACCUGGCAUCAGGAACGGGACAACGGGACGUGUGCUUCCCAAUGAGAUGAUAGACUCAGUCAGCAGCAUGGAGACAAAAACCAUGUUAACCUGAACCUAAUGCAGCUUCUAGACCUAACUUCCAGCUGGCAGGAAAUGGGGGGGGGGGGUGGUAAGAGGAGCAAGCUAAACAUUAGGAAGAAACGGACAAGUACAGAAUACGGGAUGUUCUCGAACUCAAGUUCAACAUACGUGACUUUAGCAAUUCUUGUGACAAUUGGAAAUGGGAUAUGGUGGUCAUGGAAGUAUUUUUUUAGGUAUGGUAACGUCCUUGUACUUUUGUAGGCCAGUGUCUAUUCUUCGAAUAUUAGGGAUGAAGCUUCAUAACAACUUUUAAAUGGCUCAGCAAAAUACACAAUACAGGAAGAAAAAGAUGAUGAAGUUACCCAUUUAUUGAAUCUAGGUGGAGCCUACAUAUGUUCAUUGUACUAUCCAACUUUUCUCUGAAAGCCUUCGUAAUAAAAGUGGAGAGAGAGAUAUAUAUAGUCUGUAUUUUCAUUCUGUGCCUAUGUGACUUUCAAGUUUUGUAAUGAAUAUAUCCUAUGAUUUAAAUCAGAAAGGCAAUAAAGAUUAUUAAAAAUAUAA